AUGAAACAUUCUAGAAAAUUAAAAGAAGAACCAAUUUGGGUUAAGGGUAUAAGGAUUGUGGAGAAAUCGAUAAACAAGGGUUGCUCUUUCGAACUUGAAGUUACUUGGCAUGACGAACAAGCAGACAAAUAUGAUGUUUCCAACGGUUGGAGUGUCCUAGGGAUCAAGAAUACGAUGCAAAGCAAAGCAAAGCACUAUGCAACAAUGAUCCGACAAGAACCAAAAUAA
Sclerotinia sclerotiorum 1980 UF-70 is the source of this 228-nucleotide messenger RNA. RefSeq lists its product with no specific name. Lineage: Eukaryota; Fungi; Ascomycota; Leotiomycetes; Helotiales; Sclerotiniaceae. The coding region runs from base 1 to 228 and encodes 75 amino acids. The record is from RefSeq and is a predicted model, not a curated record. The transcript is spliced from 2 exons.